Molecule: messenger RNA, 1282 nt
Organism: Colletotrichum phormii
Lineage: Eukaryota; Fungi; Ascomycota; Sordariomycetes; Glomerellales; Glomerellaceae
Product: short-chain dehydrogenase
Exons: 1
Coding region: 169-1164 (331 amino acids)
Source: RefSeq, a predicted model, not a curated record
AGGUGCUACCAUAGCUCUCACAUCUGAUUAUAAUGAAGGAGAAUCGAUGGGGUAUAUAGAGGCCGUUCCUUGAUUUCCAUCCCCCCAUUCGAAAGACACUUGCAAGAUAGUUUUCUCUCCCCCGUCGCAAGCCAAGCACCAUCAAACCUGUGACAAAACGAACAUACCAUGGCUCCCACAUACAACAACGAAACCAGAGCUAGUGACCUCGUCACAGUCUACACCCCUCACAUCGCCGGCAAGACGAUACUUAUCACGGGCGUCUCCCCAGGCAGCAUCGGCGACAGCUUCGUCAAGCAAGUCGCCGUAGCCAAGCCAGCAACAUUCAUCCUAGCCGGCCGCUCACCCUCAAAGUUCCAACCCCUCAUCGACGAACUCGCAACCACACACCCCGAUAUCAACAUCAAGUCCUUAAAUCUAGACCUCACCCCCUUCGCCAACGUCCGCAAGGCAGCAGAAACAGUCAACUCAUGGGCAGACGUCCCCCACAUCGACCUCCUCGCCAACAACGCCGGCAUCAUGGCCUCAGCCUAUGGCCUCACAGAAGACGGAUUCGAAAGCCAAUUCCAGACAAACCACCUAGGCCACUUCCUCUUCACCAACCUCAUCAUGCCCAAGAUCCUAGCCUCUGCCUCGCAGAGGAUUGUCAACAUCAGCAGCAACGCCCAUAGACUCGGCCACGUGCGCUGGACGGAUUACAACUUCAACGAGGGCAAGCACUACGACAAGUGGAUGGCCUAUGGGCAAUCCAAGACGGCCAACAGCCUCUUCUCCAUCGCCCUUGCCGAGAGGCUGGGCGCGUCGAGGGGGUUGACAGCAUUCAGCCUCUGCCCGGGGUAUGUCCCCACGAAUCUUGCUGCACACGAGGCGCAUGACUUUCCCGGGUUCCUGGAAGCUUUGCGUAAAGUUGAUGUGGUGGUGGGGAGCAAGUAUAUGUGGGGAAUGGGGGAUAUCAAGCCCAAGGAUAUGGACCAGGGUGCCGCGACGCACGUGUUUGCCGCGUUUGACCCGGAGCUGAGGGAGAAGAAUGGGGAGUUUCUUACUGAUUGUCACGUUGCCGAUCCGUGGAAGGAGGAGGUGUACCCGUGGGCGAGAAACAAGGUCGAUGCGGAGAUGCUGUGGGUUUUGAGCGAGAAGCUUGUUGGGCAGGAGUUUAGAUACUGAGAUGGUUUGUGCGUAUUCUCUGUUCUCUCUGCUGGAAUACUGCUGUGUAUAAUGUAGCUCUCAUCGGACAAUCGCACCCGCCAGAGCCGAGCGGUAUAUAGCCGGUAGAAUCAGGGAG